GUCGUUCCAAUUGAAGUUUCCGCUUUCUUUCCCAGGCUCCGUUAUGUCAUUGCUGAGAUGGUCCCACAGCAGCUACUUCACCACACCAACGCUCCAGCCCCAUGGAUCAGAAUCGGUCGAUCACCACAUCACGGCUAUCGCGUCGUCGAUUGUAUUUUUACGCGCUUCAGUUUCGGCCUUCAUUGCACCGGAAUCUAUCGGUCUCUCGAUUAACACAGGUACCGCACGAGUGGCGGCAAAUCAGAAAAUCACCAACGAAUACUUUGGCGUGUAACUAGUGACAAUAACCAGGUGGGUGGAGUCGAGGUUGAGUAAAGACCAUGGUCAGGAACCUUGGCAAAAUGUGUCGGGAAACGGGGAGACGAUGAGACUAGCCCGAAAUUAAUCUUGUUCACAGACUUUCUAUGGAUCAUUCAACAGGACACGCAAGUCAAGUUCAGACCCACAAUGACAGUUACCACAAGUAAUUCUACGGUCGAAUAGAUGCGAGGCAGGAAAUUCUGCCCUUAUCUCUCAAAGCAUAAAUCUACGAUAUACAUAAUCCUGAAGCCGAAGUUGAGUGAUAUACUACAGAUUUAGAAGAUACAUACGAUAUCGUCUUCUUCCUUCCUUCCACUUAUUUUAGUUUAUAUUUUAAAGAAACUUUUUGUACUGCGUGACACCCGGCUGAUUCGGUACUGUUCUCGUUUAGGCUGGCCACUUGUCUGCGUUGUGAUGAGCACGUUGGAAUGCCACGUUCGUAUCGAUAGAUCAUUUCCCCCCUGCUGCACUUUCAUUGUCGACUGCAUCCAUUACCGAACAGCAUAGUCAUAAUUCCGUUGAGUCUUGUACAUUAGUCAUGAGGUGUUAGGAGUCGAAAAUUGGUAAUGUCCCGAAUGUCGUCGAAUUUUUCGCCGACACUGUAUAUACACAGAGAUUGUUCGGGACUCUUUGUGAACUUAAUUUAAAAAAUCCGAUCAGACAUAACCUAAGCCCCAGUCGACCGUCUAGAAACAAGUGUAGAUCGGCACAUUGGAGCCGUAGGAGUGCUCAGUUGCAAACCUAUUAUCAUGUUUGGGGGCGAUAAAUUUCAGUAGUGCUGAGAGAAAAGUCUUUGCUAGCUACUUGCAGCUAGUCACAAUCAACUUUCAAAAUUUUGUCGGAUGGAACAUGCUGGGAUGGAGCAGCAACCGUGUGAUCGUGGCUUGUGCGCCGUGGUGCAUCCAUCUGCAGAUAGAGUUUGCAAGAACGGGUGGAUUCGACAUGAUCAGUGCCAGGUGACUGAAAUUGUGAUAGGUGAGGAUGCUUUGGGAUGAUAAUCGUCACAGGGAUGGCUGCGACCUUUUCCAGCUGCUUUGAGAGCGACCGAUUUGAGAGCAGCUGGUGAUAUCCUUUUCCUACGACGGUAAAAUCCGACUCCAUUAGUGAGAUUUUGAUCCCACCAAGGUUUGUCAAUCAAGUCUAUGCAUUCUAGAUACCCACUUUGCAACGUCACCAAUUUGAAGUAAAUUUGAUCUCAUGCAUGCCCUGCGUCAAGAGAGAGUCUGGAGGCACAACCUCCAUUACCUUUGGAAGAGUCGAACUUGCUCGAAACCCGUGCCAUUUUUGUGAGAAAAUUCAACUGGAUCGUCACUGAGUGAAGUCAUUGUUUGGGCCUUUUCCUAAUAUUACAACUCCGACCAAUUGAAGUUGCAAUGCUGAGAUCGCAGUUCUAUUCUACUCUACUCACACGCAGAUUGGCACAACACAGUAAGGAGCGGUGUAGGAUGAUUAGAAGCUGAACUCCAGUCAAACGCUCUACUGGAGAAAACAUGCGACUGCAGGGCAAUCUUGCCUAAAAAUUAGAGGCUUUCCAUGGAAGUUGCAGAAUAAAAUUAUUCCCUUCAUUCAACUAAUUAGUCCUUGAUAGAAUUACUAGUUUCCUUCAGAACGAAGACUGUUGUUGUCCAUUUCCUUUCUCUCGAGUAAGCUGUUCUCCCUGAACUGUAGAUACACUCUGUAGGGAGAUAUGGUAGAACUAAACUCGUGUACAAAACCGGCUAUCAAAUAUGGGAGCCACGGCGUGUGUGUCGGAGGUGGCGCCGGUAUGUGGCGCCUUGGGGACCAGCCCGGGGUUCGAAGGGUUCGAGAAGCGCCUGGAGAUCGAGUUCCAGCCCGCACCUGUGUUCAGGGACCCCAAUGGGCGCGGGCUGAGAGACUUGACGAGGUCGGAAUUGGAUAGCAUGCUGUGUGUGGCGGAGUGUACGAUCGUGGCGCAGCUGAGCAAUGCCGAGGUGGACUCGUACGUGCUGUCGGAAUCGAGCCUGUUCGUGUAUCCGCAGCGCAUCAUCAUCAAGACGUGCGGCACCACGAAGCUGCUGUGCAUCGUGCCGGUGCUGCUGGAGGUGGUGGCGCGGCUGGCGAUGAAGGUGAGGCGAGUGAAGUACACGCGCGGGACGUUCAUGUUUCCGGCGGUGCAGCCGUAUCCGCACGGGAGCUUCUCGGAGGAGGUGGGAUACCUGGAGAAGUACUUCGGGGGGAUUGGGAGCGGUGGCAGAGCGUACGUGAUGGGGAACCGGGGCAAGUUCCCGAAUUGGCACAUCUACACGGCGUGCGAGCAGAAUGCAGACGCGAGUGGGGGCGCGGGGAAGGAGGAGGAGGAGGAGGAGUGCGUGUAUACGGUGGAGAUGUGCAUGACGAAGCUGGGCAGGCGGUCGGCGGGGCAGUUCUGGAAGGGAGCGGGGCGGGAGAGCGGGGAGGAGAUGACGGCAGGCGCGAACAUCCAGAGCCUGCUGCCGGAGUCGCGGAUCUGCGACUUCGCGUUCGAGCCGUGCGGGUACUCGAUGAACGGGAUCGAGGGAGCGGCGCACUCGACGAUCCACGUGACGCCGGAGGAGGGGUUCAGCUACGCGAGCUUCGAGGCGAUGGGGUACAGGGGAGGACAGGUGGAGCUUGGGGCGCUGGUGGAGAGGGUGGUGGGAGUGUUCAAGCCCGCGGCGUUCGCGAUGAGCGUGGACGUGAGCGGGCUGGCGAGGGGGCAGGCGGGGUCGGAGUCGGAGUCGUGGGGUGCGUCGGCGUGCCCUCGCGGGUACGUGUGCAACGGGAGCAGCCGGCAGGAGCUGGCGAGCGGGAGCGCGGUGGUGUUCCACACGUUCCAGGAGGCGACGACGCUGGGGCGAGGGGCGGCGGUGACGCCUCUGGCUCUGGUGAGAGGAGCGUACAGCAAGAAGCGGAGUUCGAAGAAGAUGUCGAUAAAGGGGAUAAAGCUGAAGAAGGAGACGAGCGCGAGCGCAGUGUCAGUGAUGGAACAGCACGCAAGGAUGGGAUUCUUUUGAACAGUUUUAUACGUGACAAAGCAUGUAGAUAUUGUCUUGUUAUCAUUUUUGAUAAAUCAGAUAUAUUAGUGGAGGCUUAAACAGAUUUGAUUCUCAAUACUAGGAUCCAACAGUUGUUGUAGGUGGUAUGCUUUGUAGCGUGUUCUCUAAGUGGCUUAGUUUUCAUGCGGAGUCAUCGUGGAGAAGUUGGCCAUUAUCAACCACCGAUGACGAUUUAGUUGCUAAAAUUCCGGCAGUCUUUUAAAGAGGAUAAGUUUGCUUUGGCUGCGAAGGUCCGCUGUUCUUAGAAAUCCUUGUCAUGCGGUGUUGAAGCCAGGAACAUGCCACCUCACACCUACAACGAGACAAUCCCAGCAGUAUUAAAAAUGGUUCUCUCCUGUUUAGUGUCUGCUAGUGAGGGGGAUAUUUCAUUCAACCUCCAUGGAAUACAACUCCACUUUAUAGACUGUAUGAAUAUGUAGAAUUCUCGGGAGAGAGUGAUCUCAGAUCAAGUUAGUGGUAAAACUGGGUGAACAAUAAUAGAAAGGAGACGUAUGGGUCUUUGAUUAGGCACAUCUGAUGCAGUGUGCAGCAUGUUUAUAUGAAAGACGCGUUCGACAUGGACUUGGCAAGAUUCCAAGACACAUUACACAUUGUUGAGUAGUUUGUAAUUUAAUAGGAGAUUUCAGGCAUUCCGCCAGCUGAGA
Molecule: messenger RNA, 3979 nt
Organism: Physcomitrium patens
Lineage: Eukaryota; Viridiplantae; Streptophyta; Bryopsida; Funariales; Funariaceae
Product: S-adenosylmethionine decarboxylase proenzyme
Biological process (GO): spermine biosynthetic process; spermidine biosynthetic process
Cellular component (GO): cytosol
Molecular function (GO): adenosylmethionine decarboxylase activity
Source: RefSeq, a predicted model, not a curated record